Molecule: messenger RNA, 1620 nt
Organism: Electrophorus electricus (electric eel)
Lineage: Eukaryota; Metazoa; Chordata; Actinopteri; Gymnotiformes; Gymnotidae
Source: RefSeq, a predicted model, not a curated record
AAUAAUAAUCCUUAGCUAGUAAAUUGCUGUACUUUAAUUAUAGAAGAAAUUAUCCUUAGAAAUGCUUUGUUUUUUAUUCUUAGCAAAAGACAAUUAUAUUAUAGUACCUAGUCCUGAGCUGGCACACACCAUUCUAAUGUCACAGUGAUUUCAGUGGAGUUUCUCCAUGUAGUUCCAUGUAAUUGGAAUGUAAUUCCAAGAUGAAUCUGUGUGCAGAGAGUCCAUCUCAUAGCUCUAAAUGAACAUGUGAAAUAAAAUGUAGCCUAAUCGAGUGUGUGUGUGAUGGCUGUCAGGUACAUAGAACAGCUGCAGGGGGAGCUCAAGGCUCAGAACACCAUAAUCAAUCAGCUGAGGAACAGGAGCACCAAUCAGAGCAGUGGACACCAGCCUGGCCACGCCCACAACUCCACACUCACCACCCUGAAAGAGGAUGACAUACGUGAUCUGAAGAACUUGUUGGAGUUGAAAGACUCUGAGCUGCAUGAGACCAAAAUCAAACAUGAGGCCAGUAAAAACGACCUCCAACAGGCCCUGAAGGACAAAGAGAAACAGAUUCAGGGGCUGCAUGACAUUCUGGAAGGUCACAUCCAGGAUCUAGCUGAGAAAGAUGCUGCGCUAGCAGAGACCACAUCAGAGCUGAAUAAUCUGGAAUCUGAUGUGGGCAAACUCAUUCUACAGCUUGAGAACAGAAAGCAGCAGCUCCAGCUCAUGUCUGGGCAGCUACAGGAGAGUGUGAGAGAAAGUCAGCUCCUGAAACAACGCCUGAGAUACACAGAGGCCUUCACACAUCCUACAUACCAGAUCCAAGUGGAGCAGCAUAUGUUGGAGAUUCAUGAACUGAAACCAACACUGCUGGAGACUAUCAGGAGGACCCAGGACCUGUACAGACAUCUGCAGGCCGCUGAGCGAGCUUCAGUAAAGAAGGACCAUUCUGGGAGGAACAGUGGCAGUGUGUGCAAGAGCAGCUUCAGAUCAGUGAUCAAAGCGUUGAUCUGCUGCUCAGAUCCUGCCCAGCCCUGCCUCUCCUCCAGGGCCCAUGUUCAUGGCCUCCACGUCCUGGUUCCACGUGAGAACUAUGACACGCUGCUGGAACAGAUGUGUGAGGGGAGGGGUCUGAUCAGUCGCGCGAGUGAACUGAUCCAGCAACGCCUGCAGACCCACGGCCGACAUCACAUGCAGCCAGUGGACCAGAACCUGCUCAGAAGCCUCUUAUACAUCAUCAAUGUCACUCAGACAACUCUAGAAGAGGCCAGUAAACUGUUGACAUCUUUAUCAGAUGUCUCUAAAGAACAGAACCACGACAGAUUCUGCCAUCAUGAAAACCUCAAAAUGCAGAACAAGCUGAAGAAACCAAAACUAGAGAAAUCAUAUAAGAUGAAUAAGAUGCUUUCAAAGGCUGUCAAAACACUACGGCGAUUCAAACGUUGAGCAACACUGACAUUAAAAUGAUCUCCUGUGAUUAUUUUCUCUGUGAUGGUCAUAUUCCACCCCUCUAUCAUCCAUCAGUCUGUGCACCAUCAUACAUUCACUCUUUCAUUGUUGUUGUUUUUAGUAAUUAAAAUAAAAUAAGUGUUGAAAUAAAACUACAUUCUGAGUAUAGAUUUUUUUCAAACUUAUUGA